AUGGCCGCCCUGUACGACGUACUGUGGCCGUGCGCGUCCCGGGAUUCGGGGGUGGCAGGCUUCACUGUAGCCACGACCCAUCUCGUCGCCGUUAGGGGGGAGUUUAAGGUUAUAAACCAUGGGAUCAGUCAAACUGUCAUGGACCGUGCCGUUGAAGUAGCUUCAGAUUUCUUCAAACUGCCAAGUGAGACAAAGCAGGAGUUUGCAUCAGACGACAUCCGAAGGCCUGUUAGAUACGGCACCAGCUCAAAGGACGGCACUCGUCCGUCACGGGCAUUCCUAAAGCAUUAUGCCCAUCCCCUCAGUGAAUGGAUGAAAUAUUGGCCAGAAAAACCACCAACCUACAGGAAAAACAUGGGAAAAAUUUCAGCUGAAGUAAGGAGGGUGGCUCUGCAGCUGAUGGAAGCCAUACUUGAAGGCCUAGGACUGGGCAAAGACUACCAGCAUGAAGAAUUUGAGAGAGGAUUGCAGCUACUGCAAGUGAACUGCUACCCGAAAGAACCAGAAAGCGAAUCGGCGAUAGGGCUGGCGCCACAUUCCGACCACGGAUUUCUUACCAUCUUGCUCGCGAGCUGCCCGGGCCUGGAGGUCCUUGACCGCAGUAGUGACACUUGGAGGGUGGUCCAGCAACCCCGGCACGCGUUGCACGUCCACGUAAGGGACUACAUGGAGGUUCUGAGCAAUGGCAGGGUGAAGACCGUCGUGCACCGUGCUGUCCUGAACCCUGGAGAGGCGAGGAUCUCCAUGGCGAGCAUCCAUAGUUUUGCAAUGCACGAGAAGGUCUCCGUUGCCAAGAAGCUGGUGGAUGAGCAAGAUCCUGAGAAAUACAAGGAGAGCAGCUUCAGUGACUUCCUGGACUACCUCAUGAGCAAUGCAGACAAGAAGCGCAUGAGCUUUCUUGAGAGCCUUAGGAUUUGA
Molecule: messenger RNA, 918 nt
Organism: Triticum aestivum (bread wheat)
Lineage: Eukaryota; Viridiplantae; Streptophyta; Magnoliopsida; Poales; Poaceae
Product: flavanone 3-dioxygenase 3-like
Exons: 4
Coding region: 1-918 (305 amino acids)
Source: RefSeq, a predicted model, not a curated record